This is a messenger RNA of Striga asiatica, 660 nucleotides long. The record is from the annotation of a GenBank genome assembly. Lineage: Eukaryota; Viridiplantae; Streptophyta; Magnoliopsida; Lamiales; Orobanchaceae.
AUGGGAGGCUAUGUUUAUGUGGAUGGCAUAUUAGUUCCCAUUAGCAUCUUCUUCACAAUAGGCUACCAUGCUUACUUGUGGCACAACCUCAAGCACAGACCCUAUGCAACUUCCAUCGGCCUCAACAUGCUCAAACGCCGCGCAUGGCUACGACAACUCAAUCAGGCCAAUGACAAGAAGGGCAUGCUUGCAGUACAGAGCUUGAGAAACACGCUCAUGUUUGCCAUUUUAAUGGCAACAGUGACCAUCCUCGUCACACUCUCCUUGGGAGCUCUCGCCAACAAUGCCUUCAAUAAUGCGGGCCGAUUCCUGUCCUUGGGGUCAGAGUCGGGCCGGAUGAUGGCCCUCAAAUACGGGUCGGCCUCUCUAUUCUUGGCGGCCAGCUUUCUGUGCAGCUCCUUGGCGGUGGCCUUUCUGGUGGAUGCGAAUUUUCUGAUUAACGCAAUUGGGGAGUUUUCUCCUGCUGCAGGCUACACGGAUACGGUGGUCGAGAGAGGCUUCGUGCUGGCGGUGGUGGGGAAUAGACUGCUCUGCCUCGCUUUCCCUCUCCUCUUGUGGCUCUUUGGGCCUUUGCCCGUUGCUGUCUCGUCUUUGCUCUUGGUGUCGGCUCUUUACAACCUCGAUUUUCUUCCCAACAAUCACAUUGUUGAUCAGAAUUGA